AUGGCCUGUCGUACUUUAGAUACGAGUGCGUGGAUCUUUCCGGACCUAUGCAGCGUGCAUCCAUCUGCAGCCCCGCGGGACGUGGCCGCGGCCGUGGCGGCUGGCAGCAGCGGCAGGGCGGGAUCGAUCCGCCCCAGUCGCGCGCCGCCCGCGAUCCCGCUCGUACGUCCGCCCGCCGCGAAGCCUCCGCGUUUAGGCGGGAACUCGCGACGUCCGCGCUCGACCGGAAAACCGCGCUCCGUUUCCGCC
Iphiclides podalirius (scarce swallowtail) is the source of this 249-nucleotide messenger RNA. Lineage: Eukaryota; Metazoa; Arthropoda; Insecta; Lepidoptera; Papilionidae. The record is from the annotation of a GenBank genome assembly.